AUGCAGGGGUGCGAUGGUUCUGUCCUCCUGGACGCUUCCUCCGACAACCCUCACCCUGAGAAGAAGGCGCCGGUGAACAUCGGCCUCGCCGCCUUCGAGCUCCUGGAGGAGAUCAAGGCCGCCGUCGAGAAGCGGUGCCCCGGCGUGGUCUCCUGCUCCGACAUCCUCAUCUACGCCGCCCGCGACGCGGCCAGCGCCCUCAGCAACGGCCACGUCCACUUCGACGUCCCCGCGGGCCGCCUGGACGGCUUCGUCUCCAAGGCCGAGGAGGCCCAGGCGGAGCUCCCGGACUCCACCCACGACGUGCAGCAGCUCAUCGACAACUUCGCCAGGAAGAACUUCACCGUGGAGGAGCUCGUCAUCCUCACCGGGGCGCACUCCAUCGGCCAGGGCCACUGCUCCUCCUUCAGGGGGCGCCUCUCCGAGCCGUCGAGCCAGAUCACCCCGGCGUACCGCGACCUGCUCAACUACAAGUGCUCCCAGGGAUCCGACCCGCCCGUGGACAACAACGUCCGCGACGAGGACUACGGCGUGGUGGCGAGGUUCACGCCGGGGUUCACCAGCCGGGUGCGCAAGAUCCCCGACUUCCUGGACAACUCCUUCUACCACAACAACCUCGCCAAGAUCGUCACCUUCCACUCCGACUGGACGCUGCUCACGCACAAGGAGGCGUUCGGCCACGUCGUCGAGUACCGCGACAACGGCACGCUAUGGGACGAGGACUUCUCCGACUCGCUGCUCAAGCUCAGCAAGCUGCCCAUGCCAGCGGGAAGCAAGGGCGAGAUCAGGAAGAAGUGCAGCGUCGUCAACCACCGCCUAUACUAA
This is a messenger RNA of Miscanthus lutarioriparius, 825 nucleotides long. The record is from the annotation of a GenBank genome assembly. NCBI's taxonomy places the organism in Eukaryota, Viridiplantae, Streptophyta, Magnoliopsida, Poales, Poaceae.